This is a messenger RNA of Durusdinium trenchii, 2986 nucleotides long. Lineage: Eukaryota; Dinophyceae; Suessiales; Symbiodiniaceae. The record is from the annotation of a GenBank genome assembly.
AUGAAUCCAAGGCCGCCCAAAAAGGAGGAUCCCAAGCCCGCCGGAUCGGGCGCCAGCGGCAGUGCCAGCAGCGAGAGGCCUCUCAAAAAGGAGGAUCCCAAGCCCUCUGGAUCGGGUACCAACAGCACCAGCAGCGCCAGCAGCGCGCCUGGCGCGGGCGCGUCCGGCAGCAGCACUGGGCACCCUCACCUCCGGGAGCUCUACGACACCUCGUCGCGGCAAAUGCACACGCAGAUGGAGCGCCUGUCGAAGAUCUACCGGAAUGUGCAACUGUCCUACACCUUCCUCACGAUUGGUGGGGGAGCAUUAGCCCUGGGCAUCGGCUAUGUGAUCAUCAACUGGACGAUGCUGCGCUCCCAAGCGGCGCAAGAAAGUGCGGAGGUGGUGUCGCAGACCAUGCAGAACGCUCAAGUGCAGUUCAGCGCUCGAGAGUUUUCCAAGGAGCUGCUGAACCAGCUCUUCAAUGACGAUGAGAUCGCCACAACUGUUGCCUCCUGGACCUUGCGUUUGCUGACCUCGAUCCAACAAGAGAUUGGUGCCUUAUUCGUCCACAUUCUGCAGCAGCAGCAGGUGGUCGACGAGGUGAACCGCCUGGCUGAUAAGCUGGUGGCGUACCUUUGCGAGAGCCAGACCAUCCAGGCGAGUCACGUGGGUGCGACCGUGGACGACCAGUGCAAGCGGUUGUUGACGGAGGUUGGUCAGAACUCAGAACUGACCAUACCGGUCCACUGUAGGAGCUCGUUAGAAUUUUGCAAGCCCUUUGCUGGUCCUGGACCUUCAGCCUCAAGGAAUGGACCCAAAGCUUUCCCACGAAUCCGCCGGCGCCCCAGCCGUUUUGGCGCCGUCUCAGAGACUCCAACCGCCUGCCCUGCCCGUGUCCACUGCGCCCGGGUGUGCAAAGUUCGCGCCCCGAUGUCCGAUCUCAUGGGGCGGCCGUUGCUGCCAGAGCCGGCGGGCUCCGGGGGAAGUGGGUGGCCACAGCGACCAGCGAAGGUGGCCGAGGUCUUUGCUGUGGCGCUGCUUUUGGCGUCCACGGCACAGCUCCUGGCCUUCUCCACAGGGCUUCAAGGAGUGCCCUUGCUAAAAGAGGAUGCACCAAAAGGUGGGGGGAGCUUGAAGGACCUGCUGCUCCAUUGGUUGGAUGCCUACUACGUGGCACUCCUGCCGGCGGCUCCGUACCUGACUUACCUUGGCACCUUUCUUUUCGUGUUCAUCUUCUUGAUGUCAGCUGUCAACAAAGUGAAGAACUUCUCCGGCACUGUGAAGAUGGUAGAGGGCAUGGGCGUUCCGUGCCCCACUGUGAGCACCAUUGCUUGCAUCCUGGACAUUUUUUUGGGCAGCAUUUUGUACCUUACAGGUGUACCUGUCCUCAUGGAAUGGGGUGCUGAAUUCCUACUGAUCUUCUUGCUCUUGGCAAGUUACUAUGGACACUUCAAGCCCUGGAUGCAAACCAAGGAGGAAUUCCACACCGAGAUGCUGUUGAAGAACUUGGCGCUCAUGGGACAAUGUUUCUUGACCAUCGGCUUCGAGGUCCCGGAGAUCGGCAAGGACGGGACGCCUCUGGGGCUGAAUGGAGCUCUGGGCGAGUUCGGAGAGGUUUGCGGGAAGAUCUAUGGUGUCCUGAAGCCCUACUCCUACAUUUUCAAGUACUGCGGGAUCUUGAUGUCGCUCAACACUUCUUGUUGUUUCUUGUACACACACUCAAUACCGGGUUGGCUCAGCCCACAAGUACAGGUGCGACAUGGCCGAUGCGACAAGUUCAUCCGCGGGGUGUAGCCGUUGAACACAAGAAUACUGCUGUGGCCGAAAAGCCAGCAGUUCAAGCAUAUGGAUAGGCCAAGCUGUGUUCAGGACGAACUGAUGAGAAGACUGCUUAUAUACUACCAGCUUUGAGCACCGUCUGCAGAGGUUUGUGUUGAUCUUCCUCUUUGCCGGAAUGAAACACCUCAUUGACUUCAAGGGAACGGCUGCUUGGGACAAGGGCAGGAGGUUCCUGACGGGUCAGAGAGCCUCACUUGGAUCAGUGGUAUCGAUCCGCAUGCGGAUCAGAGCUGACCCCCUUCAUGUGCAUGCUGCAUCAUGCAGAUAUGUUUUCUUAGGGAUGAACUUCAAUUCAAGUUGGAGUGACAGGCAUUUUCUAUUCGUUUCAGCAAGAAAGGCGGUGAUACCAUCCACAGCUCCCCGACGAACUGGGCAAGGAGGGAUCCUUCCAAGUGGACUAGCAGCCACACCCAGCAUGAGCAAGCGGCAAGACCAUGUCUAUCAUUUUGUAGCCCAGAAGCCAUCACCUGAUUCUUGACCAAGCAUCUGGCAUCUGAACUCAAGCUGGAACAGCUGCAGAUUACCAUGUGGGCCCUCGAAACAACUAGACAAAUGACCUUGUUGGUUCCUCAAUCUGGACAUUUUCAUCAACGGCUCCAUGCCUGUUUGCGGCUUGCAGAUUUCUUUCUUGGAGUGAGACUCGGGACCUGUAUGACAUCAGCAGUUCGAAACGUCACUGAGCCAUGCUACAUAUGACGAAAAACAAAACAAACAAACAUGCAGACCACGGUUGUUAAAUGGUUGCUACAAGAUGCUACAAGCGUAUCUCAGUAGCCUGACUUUCCCACAAGGGAUGAAGCUCUCGCAGUGGCUCAGGUGGAGAUGAACAAGCAUCUUGGCAUUCCGCUGCCGACCAUCUCUGCCCUCAUGGCUGUCCUCUUGCUCUUGAGCGCUGGGGAAGGGGAGGUUGCACACUAGUGAUGGUCGUUCAAAUGGAUUCGACUCCAAGCAACUCACCGGACCAGGUGAUAACAACUACCAUUCGUAGUCCCAUUUGCCAAAGGGCGUUGAAUGCGACUUUAUGUUUGAAACCCAUCCAUACCAACCAUAGAGUGCUGAGGGCAACAUGACGGAGAUUCCUAGGCAUCCGUAAUCCGCAGUCGAUCUUUUUUGAGCAAAUCCUAGAUACUGGUAUAUAUAUAUGGUCACCCCCCCCACGACCCCC